UGAUAAUGCACGGGUGGAGGUCUGCUCAUCGCUAGUGAAAAUUACAUAGCACCAAUUCCUUCUGGCAAGUGAUUAGGCAACCAUGUAUAAAACAGUCAGACCAUCGUAUGACGAUGAAAACGAAAGCGAAGACGACUUCUUGGGAAGUGUGUUGGACAAGAAAGAACCGCAAGACGACGACGAAUAUAGCACUCUUUCGUUCGAUGCUUUAAAUAAGGCCCAAAAUCAAUUAUCCAAAAAUAAAACCAACAAGUCAAAACAACCAAAAGGAAAAUCGAAAAUAAGAGAAAGCCGAUCAAGCGACGAAGAAGAAGAUAUAAGUAAGCAGGAAGAAUUAAGUAAGAAAGAAAAGAAAAGAAAUAAACAUGCUCCAGCAGAAUCAUCCACUAAGAAACCAGUUUCAAGAAUAAGAGAGAUCCCUGGUCUUGUAACUAAAAAGGAUAGCACCCUUCAUACCGAUAUAAGAUUUGAUCCAGCGUACGGUAAGGCCGAUUUACAGAAAACCCGUAAGAAUUACUCCUUUUUAGAUGAUUACAGAAAAGAAGAAAUUAAACAAAUGGAAUCAAUAUUAAAAGAUAAAUCAAAAAACCGUUUUUUAUCAGAAUAUGAACAAGGAGAAAUUCAACAUAAGUUACAAUCUUUGAAAUCAAGAUUAGAUACUAUGAAAAAUCGUGAUUUAGAACAUGAAAUAUUAGCAAAUCAUAAAAAAGAACAAAUGCUUAAAGUUAAAUCGGGUGAACAAGUUAAUGUCUAUCAUUUGAAGAAAAGUGAACAACGUAAAUUAAUCCAAAAGGCUAAAUUUGACUCUAUGAAAUCAAGUCAAAGAGAAAAAGUUAUGGAACGUAAAAGAAAAAGAAGAUUGGGUAAAGAAUUUAAACAAUUGGAAUUUAGAAAUAAUAAUUAA
This is a messenger RNA of Hyphopichia burtonii NRRL Y-1933, 904 nucleotides long. Its product is annotated as rRNA-processing protein. Gene Ontology annotation, biological process: maturation of SSU-rRNA from tricistronic rRNA transcript (SSU-rRNA, 5.8S rRNA, LSU-rRNA). Bases 83 to 904 code for a protein of 273 amino acids. The record is from RefSeq and is a predicted model, not a curated record. Lineage: Eukaryota; Fungi; Ascomycota; Pichiomycetes; Serinales; Debaryomycetaceae. The transcript has a single exon. Gene Ontology annotation, cellular component: nucleolus; 90S preribosome.